Molecule: messenger RNA, 1050 nt
Organism: Bradysia coprophila
Lineage: Eukaryota; Metazoa; Arthropoda; Insecta; Diptera; Sciaridae
Product: transforming growth factor beta-1-induced transcript 1 protein
Biological process (GO): positive regulation of integrin-mediated signaling pathway; cell-cell adhesion; positive regulation of substrate adhesion-dependent cell spreading
Cellular component (GO): cytoplasm
Source: RefSeq, a predicted model, not a curated record
UACAACAUAUUCGUCGUAUCGCAAUUCGCAGUUAUAGUGUUCCGUUUGUUGUUGCUCACAUUAUUACCACAUUGACUGACGACUGGAUUGUUUAUUAUAUUCAAGGUGCCAUCAGUAUUGCACGUAUUGUUGGACGAGGAACAACCAGAAUUGAAAUCGGAACGAAUUGUUUGAACAGUGCCGGGAAUCUGUGUGUGGUGUUACGAUUUUUUGGAAGAGAAAAGAAAGAAUUUAUUUUGUUUGAAAAAAACAUUCGGUUUUUUUUGGAUUAAUCAAUUUUGUGUGGUUCCAAAAGCGAAUUGUUUUCACUGUUUUUCGAAUAAUUUUGUGACUUAGUCAAUAAUAUGGCGGAAGUAAUUUGUGGUAAAUGCAACGAAACUGUAACCGGAAGGAUCAUUACAGCUCUAAACAAGUCGUGGCAUCCCGAUCAUUUUGUGUGCCUGAAAUGUGAUAAACCCAUAUCCGGAUCAACAUUUAAUGAACGAGAAGGCAGUCCAAUCUGUUCAGAUUGCUUCUUGCAAUACUUUUCCGAAAUUUGUGCUUCGUGUAAAAAGCCGAUCAAAGGGAAAAUCAUCAAAGCCCUCGGACAAACAUGGCACGAAGAUCAUUUUGUGUGCGGCGGGCCAUGCAUGAAACCGAUGUCGGGCGAAUCAUUUUUCGAAAGAGACGGAAAGCCAUACUGUAGAGAGGAUUUCGAGAACAUUUUCGCUGCCAAAUGUAAAGGAUGUGAAAAGCCAAUAUCGGACAAAGCCAUUGUUGCUUUGGAAGCUAAAUGGCACAAGGAUUGCUUUAAAUGCAAGGCUUGCAAGGAACCAAUUACGGCUAACACAUUUGCAGUGGAAGACAACCAACCGUUAUGUACAUCAUGUGCCUAAACUAAUUAUUAGCAUGCUUUUUAACACGAAAUGGCUUUCCGAUAAAUUUUCAAUUCAGUCAAAAAUUAUUAUUUUUUUGCACUUUACCACUUUAAAUUUAAAUAAAUAUUCUGUACACUCUCGAGUCGAUAAUAUUAUACGCUUAAUUAAAUUAAAAAAUGUUAUUUUGAAACGG